Miscanthus lutarioriparius is the source of this 2268-nucleotide messenger RNA. NCBI's taxonomy places the organism in Eukaryota, Viridiplantae, Streptophyta, Magnoliopsida, Poales, Poaceae. The record is from the annotation of a GenBank genome assembly.
AUGUCUCUAGAAGUUGAGAACCCACCAGGAAUAGAGACGACCAGACAGCUCAAACGACAGGACUCGCUUUAUGGUGAUGCAGAAAAGGUCUCUAGCUUCAAGCAUCAUGGCUCUGAGGGAGGCUGGCCGCGGUUGCUGCAUCUUUCAUUUCAGAGCGUUGGUAUCAUCUAUGGGGAUGUUGGGACAUCACCACUCUAUGCGAUAUCCAGCACCUUCCCUGAUGGCAUCAAGAACAAUGAUGACCUCCUUGGUGUCCUCUCCCUCAUCCUCUACACCCUCAUCCUAAUACCAAUGGUCAAGUACGUCUUCAUUGUGCUUUAUGCAGAUGACAAUGGAGAUGGUGGCACGUUUGCUCUCUACUCACUUAUAUCGCGGCACGCCAAGGUAAGGCCGAUACCAAACCAGCAGGCUGAGGAUGCUAUGGUGUCAAAUUAUGGCAUUGAAGCACCCAGUUCACAACUGAGGAGGGCACAGUGGCUGAAGCAGAAGCUCGAGUCUAGCAAGGCAGCAAAGAUUGGCCUCUUUACCAUUACAAUCCUUGGCACAUCAAUGGUGAUGGGGGAUGGAACCUUGACACCAGCAAUUUCUGUGCUCUCUGCAGUGAGUGGGAUCAGAGAGAAGGUGCCAAGCUUAACUGAAACGCAGGUAGUCUGGAUUUCAGUGCCAAUUUUGUUUGUGCUCUUCUCAGUCCAGCGCUAUGGUACAGACAAGGUUGGGUAUUCCUUUGCUCCGAUCAUCACAGUGUGGUUUUUUCUUAUUGCUGGCAUUGGAGUGUAUAACCUCAUUGUACAUGAGCUCGGUGUUCUUCGAGCCUUCAAUCCAAUGUACAUAGUAGAUUACUUCAGAAGAAACGGGAAGGAAGGAUGGGUUUCAUUGGGUGGUGUUAUCUUGUGUGUCACAGGCACAGAAGGAAUGUAUGCAGACCUAAGCCAUUUCAGUAUCAAGGCCAUUCAGAUCAGCUUUAGCACUGUCUUAUUGCCCUCAGUGGCACUGUGUUACAUCGGACAGACAGCUUAUCUGAGAAAAUUCCCAGAGAGUGUCACAGACACUUUCUUUAGAUCAAUCCCAGAGCUAAUGUUUUGGCCAACCUUCAUUAUUGCCAUUCUUUCGGCUAUCAUUGCAAGCCAAGCUAUGCUGUCAGGCGCAUUCGCCAUCCUCUCCAAGGCUUUAUCCCUUGGCUGUUUCCCUAGUGUUCAAGUGAUUCAUACCUCGAAGAGCUACGCGGGCCAGGUUUACAUUCCUGAAGUGAACUUUUUGAUGGGAUUAGCAAGCAUCAUAGUCACGAUCACCUUCAGAACCACCACCGAAAUUGGCAAUGCUUAUGGGAUCUGUGUUGUGACUGUGUUCUCAAUCACCACCCACUUGACGACUAUUGUGAUGUUACUCGUUUGGAGGAAAAAGUUUAUCUUCAUCUUGCUUUUCUAUGUGGUGUUCAGCUCCAUAGAGCUGAUUUACCUCUCAUCCAUACUGACGAAGUUCGUCCAAGGUGGGUACCUGCCAUUCUGCUUCUCGCUUGUCCUCAUGGCCUUAAUGAUAACAUGGCACUAUGUCCAAGUCAUGAAAUACUGGUAUGAGCUGGACCAUAUCGUGCCAGCGGAUGAAGUGACAUCACUGCUUGAGAAGCAUGAAGUGCGGCGGAUCCCCGAGGUGGGCCUCCUUUACUCAGACCUGGUUCAAGGUAUUCCACCUGUAUUUCCACGUUUGGUGCAGAGGAUACCCUCUGUGCACUCGGUCUUCCUAUUCAUGUCGAUCAAGCACUUGCCUAUCCCACAUGUGGCUCCUGUGGAGCGGUUCCUCUUCCGACAGGUCGGGCCAAGGGAGCACCGAAUGUUUAGGUGUGUGGCGAGGUAUGGGUACAGUGACAUGCUAGAAGAGUCGAUGUUGUUCAAAGGUUUCCUCUCGGAGAGGCUAAAAAUGUUCAUCCAAGAAGAGGCUGUGUUUGAGACGAACUCUAUAGCCGGAGAUACCCAGACAAGUCCUGAUGAGGUGAUCGAUCCCGAGGUGUGUGGCCAUGAUGAGAACAUCACCUCUGAUUUGGCUCUUUGGGUCGAAAAGGAAAAGCAACUAAUUGACACGGAGAUGGAGCGAGGGGUGGUCUACCUUAUGGGGGAAACCAAUGUCAUAGCAGGACCAAAAUCAUCUGCGGCAAAGAAGAUAGUGGUAGACUAUGUCUACACAUUCUUGAGAAAGAACUUGAUGGAAGGGGAGAAGGUGCUCUCCAUUCCAAAAGACCAACUACUCAAAGUAGGGAUCACAUACGAGAUAUAG